This is a messenger RNA of Rhopilema esculentum, 2229 nucleotides long. The record is from RefSeq and is a predicted model, not a curated record. Lineage: Eukaryota; Metazoa; Cnidaria; Scyphozoa; Rhizostomeae; Rhizostomatidae.
AGCAGUUCUUAAGGCCAGUUUCCACUUAAACGAAAGCGGUCGAAUCGAUCGAUUUCGAUCGAUAUCGAUCGAUUUCACACAUGCGCAGAUAGCAUGCCGCGGACUCCCCCUCGACCGCUAUCGACCGCUGUCGAUCGAAUUCGAUCGAUUGAAAAGUUCAAAUCAAUUGAACUUUUCUGUCGAUCGAAUUCGAUCGAUAGCGGUAGACAGGUAUUUGAACCAAUGAGAUUAAGUAUAUUUUAGCAUGUGAUCAAGUUACUAGGAAAUCAGGAAGUGGAAAAAUCAACAAAAAUCUAUGAAUAGGCAGGCCAACUUGAAAUACGUAAAUGCCACCAAACAUUUUAAUUCAAAAAGGGGAACUAACGCAAUAUUAGAUUAGGCGUGUCUUCCUAGACGUCAGAAUGAGUCAAUCCAAGCAAUUAAGAGCUACUAGAAAAAUGGUGCUACGGCCGUAUGAUUUUAUUUGUAAACAACAUAAUUUUCUAGUAUGGCUUCCAACGUUCCUUAUUCUAACGAAGAGCUAAUGGCAUUAUUUACCAACAUGCAAAAUCAAAGCAGGGUACAAGUUAACUGGCGAACAGGGGCAGCUUCUGCCGAAACAGAGGCCUCAGCAUUGGUCGAUGAUGAAAAUUCAGCUGUUUACUUAGCUAAUGUUACUGAGGGCAGUGAAGACGCUGACAGAAGUUUUGAUGAAAUGUUUGUUGAAGAUGUACGGUCGUACAAAUGCAUAUGGGACACUAGCUGCAGGGGUUUCAAAGAUACCCAGAUGAAACAGAAAGCUUGGGAGGAAAUUGCGGAAAAGUAUGGGAGGAAUGUUGAAGAUUUAAAGAAGAUUUGGAAAAACUUCAAAGAAAACCUUUCCAAAUGCUUAAAAAAGAGAGAUUUGAUGACACGAUCUGGUGCUGCUGCAAGCUCACUGCCUGAAUGUAAGCUUUUUCACCAGCUACAAUUUCUUAGGGAUAAAGUAACAAAUCGGCCUACAGUCAGCAACUUGCCACAGGAAAGUGCCCCUACGCAAGAAAUUCUCGGAAAAAGCUUGGCAUCGCCUGUUAGUCCUGUCCCUUUUGCCCCAAGUCCUGCAUCAAGCCUGGAAUCGAUGAGCACUAUACCUGGGAAACGAAAAAGAAAAGCCACAACACUACCUCAAAGAAAACUAUUAAUUUCAGAUGAUGAGCAUCCCGAUAAACUUUUAUACGAAGCAUUAAAAGGAGAAAAUAGAGUAGAAGUUGAUGCUGACCAGAGUUUCGCAAAUAGUAUUGUUCCAAUUUUAAGGAACCUCCCUCCAAGAAAGAACAGACAAGCCAAAAUAGAAAUUCAGCAAUUGUUGCUUAAAUAUGAAUUUGACGAUGAUGAGUUCUAAUCCGCAAUUUUACAGUAAUUUAUUUUAGAAACACGAUAUGAAUUUUAUUUUAAAAUAUAUUUUACAAUCGUUGUAUUAAAAGAAAUAGCUUUAAUCAAAUGUCAAAUGGAUCUGCUGUUCUAGUUAUUCUGUCUUUCUGCCAAUCAACUGAGCCUGCUUCUGAAUUGAAAUAGUUUUUAUAGUUUUCCCGAACCUGACGAGCAUCUCUUGAAUAAUUAUGCGAGGCAGCAUUUCUGAUUGGUAAUAACCCAUCGCAGAUAGAGUCCAGAUUUUUCCAGUCUCCUUCAGCAUAGCCUUGUGGGCAAUAGUUGCUUACUUCUCCAAAUUUUCUCCCAAACAUAAGGUAAUUAUGAAGGGCAACCACGGCUUUUGUAAUCGAAACAACUGUCUCAACCUCUGCAAUUAUUGGCCUUCUAAAAAUUCUAAAUCUCGAGGCACAUAUACCAAAAACAUUUUCCACUUGACGCCUAGCUCUGGAAAUACGGUAGUUAGUGAUUUGCUCCUCGGUACCCAUCGCAUUUCUUGCAUAUGGUUUCAUUAGGUAAGGCUUUAAAGGAAAUGCCUCAUCUCCAACGAAAACAUACGGAAAAAAAUCAUUAGUCCCUGGCAACAUUCUAGCUUUAGGGAGUUUCAACAAACCAUUAUCAAUAGCAAAACCAAGCUUGCUUGCUGCAAAAACUCCUCCAUCACUUUGUCUUCCUGAAUCUCCGAUGUCGAUCAUUGUAAAUUCGUAGUUGGCAUUCACAACAGCCAUCAAUACUAUACUGUGGGUCUUUUUAUAGUUAAAAAAGAAUGACCCACUGCGGGCAGGGGCUUGCAUAACAACGUGCUUUCCAUCUAUUGCACCAACACAGUUUGGAAAGUUCCAU